AGUAGUUCCCACCCAAUAGGUCUGAGAAUAUGGUUACGAUUGGUGUACAAUAUUUGCUUCAGAUGUGUCUCUAUUGGCUCUCCAGUCGAUACAGCGCUUGAAUGCAAGCCUUUGCUGAAUGCGCUCCGACUUUACGGCAUAGACCUAACUGUGCUUCACAUUCGUCCAGCGUUUUAUAUGCAAACAGUUUUUAAAUCGGAAACUACUGGUGACCAGCAUUUGGCCACCAAUUCAUUCAUAUCUGACUCGUUAUACAAUCCAUCAAAAAACUUGUCCACAAUGUUAUUCACCGAGACAUCAUAUAAGGGCGCGUGGGGUUCGCCAUCGCCUUCUCCAAGUCAAGGCUACCCGUGUGUCGGCAACUCAGGUGACAAAUUGAGUGCCUUGUGCUCUGACAAACACCCCAUUCUCGUGGGCGAGCAUAGAGUCUCUCCAUUCGCGCCUCCCUUUCAAACCAAAAUGACUGGAAGCCAAGCAAAUGAGGGAAAAAUGACU
Messenger RNA from Medioppia subpectinata, 495 nucleotides. NCBI's taxonomy places the organism in Eukaryota, Metazoa, Arthropoda, Arachnida, Sarcoptiformes, Oppiidae. The record is from the annotation of a GenBank genome assembly.